CCUCAACCAACAUCUUCAAAAUAGUUGAAAAAAAGAACAUGGUAGAAGUUUAUGAGUUAUUGACCGUGGUAGUUUCACUCAUAAUGGUGAAGCUAUUUCAUUGGAUCUAUCAGUGGAGAAAUCCGAUAACUAAUGGAAAACUACCUCCAGGGUCGAUGGGUUUUCCGAUCAUCGGAGAGACUUUUGAGUUCAUGAAGCCUCAUGACGUUCUUCAGUUUCCAACAUUCGUCAAAGAGAGAGUUCUCAGAUAUGGACCAGUUUUUCGGACAAGCCUAUUUGGAUGCAAAGCUAUAAUCUCGAUGGAUCUUGAAUUGAAUGUGGAGAUAGCAAAGGCAAAUCAUGUCCUUGGUGUCACGAAGAGCAUAGCACGGCUAUUUGGGAAAAACAACUUGUUUAUCCAAAGCAAGCAGUCCCAUAAACAUGUCCGGAACUUGACAUUCCAGUUGUUAGGUCCACAAUGUUUAAAGUUGAGGAUGGUGGAAGACGUCGAUCUCUUGGCUCGCACAUACAUGGAGGAAGGAGCUAGGAACGGUUGCCUUGACGUCAAGGAAACAUCAAGCAAGAUCUUGAUUGAAUGUCUUGCAAAGAAAGUUAUGGGUGAAAUGGAACCAGAGGCAGCAAAAGAACUUGCACUAUGUUGGAGAUAUUUUCCAAGGGAUUGGUUUCAAUUCUCUUGGAACGUUCCUGGGACUGGUGUCUAUCGAAUGAUGAAGGCAAGAAAGCGGAUGAUGAAGUUGAUAAAGGAGAUGGUACUAAAGAAGAGAGCAUCAGGAGAGGAGUUUGGAGAGUUUUUCAAGAUCAUCUUUGGAGAAAUGGAAGGAGGAGAGGGAAAAAUGAGCGUAGAGAAUGCGAUCGAGUACAUAUAUACUUUCUUUUUGAUAGCUAACGAAACAACACCAGGGAUCCUUGCGGCUACAGUAAAGCUCAUAAGCGACCACCCUAAAGUUAUGGAAGAGUUGAAUAAAGAGCAUGAGGGAAUUGUUCGAGGUAAGACUGAGAAGGAGGCUGGCCUUACAUGGGAAGACUACAAAUCAAUGACUUUCACACAAAUGGUGAUUAAUGAGUCACUUAGGAUCACAAGCACGGCGCCGACUGUGCUUAGAAUAACUGACCAUGAUUUCCAAGUUGGUGAUUAUACAAUUCCAGCUGGUUGGAUCUUCAUGGGCUACCCUAAUGUCCAUUUCAGUCCCGAAAAAUACGAUGACCCUUUGGUAUUUAAUCCAUGGCGUUGGAAGAGAGAAGACUUGAGCUCAAUCCUUUCCAAGACUUACAUUCCCUUUGGUGCUGGUUCUAGACUAUGUGUGGGAGCUGAGUUCGCUAAGCUUCAAAUGGCCAUUUUUAUCCAUCAUUUGUUUAGAUACAGGUGGUCAAUGAAAAAAGAGACUACAGUACUUCGAAGGUUUAUGCUAAUGUUUCCAUGUGGAUCUGAUGUUCAAUUCUCAGAUAACACCGACGUGGAUAACUCUGUUAGUCAUUAGAGUGGCUAUAUUUCUUAAGGUUGUUAGUUCGAAUCCUUUAUAUAUGUGAGACUGUUCUGAUUGCUGCAAAUGGAUAAAAACCAUCUUGUAAG
This is a messenger RNA of Arabidopsis arenosa, 1570 nucleotides long. NCBI's taxonomy places the organism in Eukaryota, Viridiplantae, Streptophyta, Magnoliopsida, Brassicales, Brassicaceae. The record is from the annotation of a GenBank genome assembly.